Molecule: messenger RNA, 6078 nt
Organism: Oreochromis niloticus (Nile tilapia)
Lineage: Eukaryota; Metazoa; Chordata; Actinopteri; Cichliformes; Cichlidae
Gene: rlim
Product: ring finger protein, LIM domain interacting
Exons: 5
Coding region: 345-2399 (684 amino acids)
Biological process (GO): protein ubiquitination; random inactivation of X chromosome; ubiquitin-dependent protein catabolic process
Cellular component (GO): nucleus
Molecular function (GO): ubiquitin protein ligase activity
Source: RefSeq, a predicted model, not a curated record
UCCAAAAAAAUUUAUCGCCCUGAUUUCAGUCUCUCAGGAAUGCUGCGCCUCUGUCACCCGGUCUCCAUCGCUACGCCUAAACGCGAGAUAUUUGGCAGUGCCUGCAAGGAAUCACUCGGGGUAAAACCCAAAUGUUUCGUCCGCUUCCGGAAAAUCAUUUUAGGCUUCCUACAAGAAAGAAAAUGGAAUCUGGCAGUCGCACUUAGCUAAACAGUCUAUCGUUUCUGAGAGAAUAUUAAAAGGGCAGCUGGGUUGUACGAUAACGCUGUCGUUAACAUCGCCAAGCAGCAACUGGAUCUUGCUGAAUAUUGGAUCGUCUCUAGUCCGCCCUCCCUUCUGAACCAAUGGAGGGGUCUGACAGCGUGGAGCAGAAUGGCAGUGACCUGCCAGAGUCACAGCGCAGGAGGCAGCUGGACCGCCUGGACAGGGAGGAGGCCUUUUACCAGUUUGUCAACAAUCUCAGUGAUGAGGACUACCGUCUCAUGAGAGACAACAACCUUUUGGGCACUCCAGGCGAGGUAACACAAGAUGAGUUAUUCAAUAGACUUCAGCAAAUCAAAGAUGGUCCUGAGCAACAGAAUAACACCGCUGGUACUGAAAGUGUAGAAGAUCCAGUUGAACAACCGGAAAGCUCAGAGGAUCCUGCCAGUGGCGAUAGUCUGCUUGACUGGCUGAACACUGUGAGGCGCACAGGCAACACAACUAGAACCGGUCAUCGUGGGAAUCAGUCAUGGCGGGCUGUGAGUCAGACCAACCCGAACAGUGGCGAUUUUCGCUUCAGUCUAGAAAUCAGCGUGAACCGCAGUCUGGCUGAGCAACAGGCAGCUGUCGAGGGAGAGCAGUUAUCUAUAGAGCAACCUCCAGAAGAAUCAUCAGAGCAAUCUCCAGAAGAAUCGCAAUCGCCAGAAGAAUCGUCAGAGCAAUCGCCAGAAGAGAGGUCGGAGCAACCUCCAGAAGACUUGCCAGAACAGUCUCCAGAACAAGCUCCAGAAGGUCAAGAAAUAGUGGCAAAUGCUGAACCACCAGUUCCCAUGGAGACAGAAGUGGUAGAAGAACCAGUUGUAGAUGAGUUGGCGGUCAUAGUGGAACCAGAGCCUGAACUAGAAGAGGUUGUUUCACAAGAGCUUGUAAGUGAAUCUCCCACCUCACCUUGUCCCCUGCCAGUGCAGCCACCACUCUGUCCUUCUCCACGCAGAGGGCAAAGGAGACCCCGCAGCCGUAGUCCAGAACCACGCAGGACUCGGGCCCGUUUAGCCAGGAGCCGCUCCCCUCUCAACUUGGAUCAACUUGAUGGACUCCCUAAUCCACGGCAUUCUUACAUCUCUCAAAGUGCCAGUUCUUCCAGCAGUGCUCCCCCUGUACCUCAAAUGGAGGGUAGCUCACGGACUCGACAGCAUGUUCUUUCAAGACCAAGCAACACUGAGGGAGAUGCUCAGCAGUCUAGGGCAGUUGCAGAAUUCAUUCCAGAGGCCCACAAUGUUGCCUCUCAGGAGGGAGAAGCCUCUGGGGGCGAAGGGGGCGCAGCAGGGCGCCGUCCCCCUACUAUUAUGCUUGAUCUUCAGGUGCGCCGUGUGCGUCCAGGUGAAUAUCGGCAAAGAGACAGCAUUGCCAGCCGUACUCGCUCGCGCUCCCAGAACUCAAACAACACAUUUAUGUAUGAGAGUGAACGUGGUGGAUUUCGUAGGACUUUCUCGCGCUCUGAGCGUGCUGGUGUGAGGACCUACGUCAGCACUAUUCGCAUCCCCAUCCGAAGAAUCUCCGAUGCAGGUUUGGGAGAGGCAACUUCAUUGGCUCUCCAGUCUAUGAUACGGCAGAUCAUGACUGGGUUUGGUGAGCUCGGCUACCUCAUGGACUCGGACUCCGACUCUUCAGAUUCAAACCGUGGAGCCAAUGCUCCUGCAGAAAUAGAACCCCUCCAUAAUCCAGAUGCUACACCUGCCGAUGCUCCUGCUGCUGAUGUUGACGAGCAACCGGUUGCUGCUGGAGGCAGAGGAAGGACGGUUGAGACUGAUAUGGAUGAAGGCCUUGCCACUGGUCCGCCUCCCACUGGUGGCAGGGCUCGACCAAGACCACCUAUCGGCCUGGAGGAGCCCAGCUCCCUGCCCUUCCUGCGACUUGCUCACUUCUUCCUACUAAAUGAUGAUGAUGAAGACCAGCCCCAGGGGCUGACCAAAGAACAGAUUGACAACCUCUCCAUGCGCAACUUUGGAGAGAGUGAUGCCUUGAAGACUUGCAGUGUGUGCAUAACAGAGUAUGCAGAAGGGAACAAGCUACGUAAGCUUCCCUGCUCUCACGAGUACCAUGUGCACUGCAUAGACCGCUGGCUCUCGGAAAACUCCACGUGCCCCAUUUGCCGCAGGGCUGUCCUAGUGUCAGCCAACAGAGAGAGUGUGGUGUAACUCUUUGACAGACUGAAGGCCUUUUGUCUAAGCCGAAGUAAUCCAAUAUCUCCCAAGUCUGUAAGAGGCUGUGAGAAAACGUGUUUCCGCUGUUGAAAUGUAUUUCCUUCAUACUAUUUGUGAGUUUGAUCGUAUCGCAGACAACAGGUUUUAUUUGGGGUGCUCCUUACAGUGACGAUGGAGAAUAUUUAGUUUUUAGUUAGACAUUUAUUAUUAUUGCAGUCCAAAGUGGGGCACAAGCGAUGCAUGCUGUCUAUCAACCGGUAGUGGCUGUGCAGUGUUGCGUUGCAUCAAGCCAUGCGCACAAGUAGACUGAUAUCUCAUAAAAAUAAAUCCUCUGAUUAUAAAUGCUGCACACUUGCAGGUAGUUCAGGCACUUCAAAUCUGUUCUGUUCUCUCAACUCCCGAAUGGCCCCUUGUACAACAUUAGCUGGGUGUAGGUACAGUUGCUAGUUACACCAGUUCAAAGUAUUAGCUGUAAAUAAGCUUGUAAAAUAAUUUUGAAUCAUACAUUGUAUCACUGAAUUGGUUUCGGAUUGUAAAUGAACUCAUUUGAAGAUCUGGGUCAUGAUGGUCUGCAAUUACUCUCUGAAUUUGAUUUUAAAUGUUUAGGUGCUAACAAUGUAUACAGCAGAAUUAUUUACAGAUUGUGAUGUCCAAAGGAUGGAGGACAAAGUGUUUUGCAAUUUACAGUGUGACUUGUGCUCUCCAUUCUUGUUCACCCUAAAGAAACAAACUCCUUUUUUUUUUUUUUUUGUUCUUUUUUUUUUUGUUUGUUUGUUUGUUUUUGAGCGGGAUAUACCAUAAACUCGCAGAGAAAAAACCCCCCAGAAUGUUGAACUUUUUAGGUUUGAUUUUUUUUUUUUUUUCAAAGUUAAAGUCUGUUUUGGAUUAAUAUUGUAUUCUUACUUUCUUAAUUAUUGUAAUGCCAGACGUAAUCGUAUGAGAAAAUGAAAGCUUUUUCAAUAUGGGUAAUGGAGGCUUUGUCAGUAUCAAGUUGUGUGUUCCCCACCUCUAAAAUAUUAGCAGGCAUGACACAGAUGCAAAAGGAGAUUUACUUUUAAUACUAAAUGAUGUCACAGUUGUGAUCCUUUUGUGUGUUGUUGUUCUUCUCGAUUCUUUUUUUCUACUAACAAUUGGAUUAAUUAAAUACGAAAUAAGUUGUGGUCUUGGCAGAGUGAAAUAAUCACAGAUUGAAUAAAAUGGCAAUGCAGACUUGCCUCCUCAGCUUAAGCCACAACAGAUCUCUUUACCUGUCAGUCCACCUUCAUGUUUAAGUUGCAGCUUAAGUUAUUGCCCCAAAGGUUUGAUAUAUACCAAGUCUGGGGUGGGAAAGUUUCCAUUAUUGUUCAUUGGGCUUUGCGUCAUAAGAAAGUCAAGAUUCUUGACCACUGUGCCCUCCUCCUGCCUCAAGAGCAAAUGCUCCAUAUCUGUGUGCAAUACAUGCAAAUGUAAAAGUAGGGAAAUGAAGACUUAUUACCCAUUAUGUGUUGAAUUUAUUUUAUUUAGAAGUUCUGUAGGUUUUAAUAGCACUGUUGAUGAACAGGGACACUGGCUAAAGGAAGAAAAAAAGAAAAAAAGCAACACUCUUAAAGCCAUCCUGUCACAUUUCUUAUUUUAUUGUUUGAUGUCUUAGCCACAACUAUUACUUCCCUUUGUGGAGCAUAAAGGUUUGAAUGCAAGGUGAUGUUGGAUACCAUUAACAUGUAAACAAAAUGUAUGUUCCCUCAUAGGCCAUGCUUUAGUUUUGGCCUUGUUCUGUGAUCCACCCAGUGCAGUAUGUUAACUGGGUGUUAAAUGAAAACUAACCGCUGAAUUAAACAAGUUGUUAUGCUAUGAAAUGCUUUGCCAGUAUGCAUUCUCUACACUUACUGGGCUGUCUGAUCAAAUGAACACCUGUCCACAGCUGUAGUCACUGGCUACUUCACUAAUUACAUCUUGAUUGAUCAAGAUGGACCCCCACCCCACUUUGACUCCAGAACUGCCUUACAUCUUCAUGGCACAGAUUCAACAAAGGUGCUAGAAACAUCCCUCAAGAGAUUUUGGCAUCAUCAUUGACAUGACAGCGAGACUCAGCUGCUCCACAUCCAUGAUGCAAAUCUCCCAUUCCACCACAUCCAAAACAAUGCUCUGUUGGAUUAUGAUCUAUUGACUGCGGAUGCCAUCUGAGUAAAGCGAACAGUUUAAGAUGAUCUGAGCUUGGUGACACGGUACUUACCCUGCUAGAAGCAGUCCUCUGAAGAUUGGCACAUCGUGGUCUUAAAGGGACGGACACGGUCAAGUGAAACGACGUUCAGUUGGCAGUGAGGGGUUCUAAGUGUGUUAAGAAAAUAUUUCCCACGCCAUUACACCACCAGCAGCAGCCUGAACUGUUGAUACAUGUUUUGAUGGCAUUUAUGCCUUAUUCUCAUCCUACUAUUUGACUGUCGUAGGAGAAAUCAAGACUUAUCAGACCAGGCAACCUUUUUUGAAAUCUUCUAUUGUCCUUUUUUGGUGAGGUUGUGUGACUUAUAGCCUCAGUUUCCUCAUCCUCUUCCUAUUGGCUUUAUCAGUCUGAAGCAGCCUAGCCAUUCUCCUCUGACCUCUGACAUUAGCUAUGUAUUUUUCACCCAGAAAACUGGCUCACUGGACAUUUUCUCUUUUUCAGACCAUUAUCAGAAACACUCAGAUCAGCCCAUCUGGUACAAAGAGCAAUGCAACUUUCCAAGUCACUUAUACACCUUUCUUCCCGAUUAUGAUGCUUGGCUUGAACUUCAGCAUGUGAUCUUGAUGAUAUCCACACGCCUAACUGCACUGCAAAGCUGCCAUGUGAUUGCCUGAUUAGAUAUUUGCAUUAACAAGCACUUAAAUAGGUGUACAUAAUGAAAUGGCCAGUAAGUGCACAUUAUUUGUACUUUGCCAGGUAUUUAUUAACGGGCCUUUGAGCAGAUCCUUAAAAGCACCCUGUGAUCAGAACAAGUAGAUGGAUCAUGAGCCUGCCUGUCAGCAGGCUCUAUAUCACAAACCAAAAAAUCUGUGACCCCUUUGUUUGAAAUUCAAUACUGCAAAUUUUAUAAAGGUGGAAUAGUGUGAGCAUUGUAAAGUGUGCAUUAAAUGAUGGGCUUAGUGUACUUAGUGGUUUACCCUGAGCACUGUCCUUAUUUAAAUAGAGGAAUGCAGUACAUCAAUAUGACCUCAUUAACAAUAACAAAACUCAGACUAUUAUUUACAUUAAAGGCAUGAUUACACUUUACGGCAGGGCAGCCGUACCUGCACAGGUGUAUCUGUUAAAGCGUUAUAGUGUACAACGAUUAGUGUUGUUAUUACCCCUCAGAAUCCCAGCCGACAGACAAAAAACAAUGGUCCUUAUUUAUGCCCAUGCACUCUGCAUAAACUGCAUGUUUCGACAAGCAUAUAAACGUACGGCCAUUGUGCUGUGGUAAAUGUUUCACAGGACACGAGUGGAAAAAACGAGGAAGUAGCCUACCGCUGUCAGAUCACGGCAGGAUGGCGCUCCGGGCAGCUGGAGGUCGUUUAUGGCAGUUUCAGAGGAGCUGUCUGAAGGUUACCAGCUUUCAAACACUGGGAACUGUCAAAUACAAAAGAACCUGUCCCGUUGAAGUGAGCCAUCUGGAUCAUUUGGUGCUAACAGUGAAAAGUGUGCCAGAUACCAUCAGUUUUUACAGCUCAGUUCUUGGCA